Messenger RNA from Octopus bimaculoides (California two-spot octopus), 3143 nucleotides. Its product is annotated as collagen alpha-4(VI) chain. Gene Ontology annotation, molecular function: protein binding. NCBI's taxonomy places the organism in Eukaryota, Metazoa, Mollusca, Cephalopoda, Octopoda, Octopodidae. The record is from RefSeq and is a predicted model, not a curated record.
UAGCUCGACACAAACAAUUAUUCACAGACAGCUGCAGACUCUCUAAAAUGAAGCUUGUCUGUGUUGCUUCUGGCUUAAUAGGUUUAUUUUUAAUAACUUUUACAUCCACAAUCCCAUCAGGUGUGGCAGUCGAAGAUGACUCAGCAGCAUGCAAUUCAUCGGUGGCCGACAUCCUCUUCAUUCUGGACUCGUCCGGAAGCGUGUCAAAUGUUGACUUUACUAAAAUGAUAACUUUCGUCAAAGAAAUGGUAAAAGGUUUUGAUGUCGGCAAAGAUAAAAUCCGUGUUGCAGUUAGUUUAUUUGCUGGAACCAGCGUUGAAAAAUUCCAUCUCAACAAAUAUUCCGACAAAAAUGCUUUACUCUCAGCCAUAGGAGCCAUUAAAAGAAUUUCGGGCAACACCAAUACAGCCGAUGCUCUCACAAAAGCGCGCACUGUCAUUUUCACGGCUGGUAACGGGGAUAGACCAAAAGUUCCCAAUAUUGCAAUUGUCAUCACUGAUGGCAACUCUAACAAUGCCCAAUUGACAGUGUCGGCAGCCAAUAACCUGAAGGCAACUCAAGCUGUUGUAUUCUCCAUCGGUGUUGGUACUAACAUACGGCAAAGUGAAUUACAGGCGAUUGCUACAGGACCAGGUACAAGUCAUGUGUUUACGGUUACGAACUUUGCGGCCCUCAAUACCAUCAAAAAGGAACUCGCUACCAAGACAUGUGAAGCUCAGAAAUUUAUUCCAACCAUUAUGCCAACAGAUGCACCAGAUUGUAACGUAUCAAUGGCUGACAUCCUCUUCGUUCUGGAUUCAUCCGGAAGUGUAUCAAAUCCUGACUUUGUUAGAAUGAUUACUUUUGUUAAAGAGAUGGUAAAAGGUUUUGAUAUUAGCAAUAGUACCGUACGAGUUGCAGUUAGCAUAUUUUCUGGAGGUACCGUUGAAAAAUUUCAUCUCGACAAAUAUUUCGACAAGGCCGCCUUACUGAAAGCUAUAGGACAAAUCUCGAGAGUUACUGGCUCCACAAACACAGCAAAUGCUCUAACUCGUGCAAGAACAGUCAGCUUUCAACCCCCUCAUGGUGAUCGAAGUGGGGCUCCUAACAUUGCCAUUGUUAUUACAGACGGAAAUUCUGACAAUCCGAUUCAAACCACCGAUGCUGCGUUACAGUUGAAGAAUACAGGCACUGCAGUGUUCUCAAUUGGUGUUGGAUCAAAUGUACGCCAAUCAGAACUUGAAUCUAUAGCCUCAGAUAAAUCUCAUAUCUUCACAGUGACUAACUUCAAGGCUCUAGAAAACAUCAAGAAAAACCUGGCCAUAAAAACUUGUGAAGCCCAGGUUAUUCCAACGCAACCAGCAAUAACAUGCAACCAAUCCAUGGCAGAUAUUGUAUUCCUCAUUGAUUCAUCAGGAAGUGUUGGAUCUUCCAAUUUCCAGAAGAUGCUUCAGUUUGUAAAGAAUAUGGUAAACGGUUUUGAUGUCGGUAAAGACACUGUAAGAAUUGGUGUAGCAUCUUUUUCAAACAAACCAGUCCAGCAUUUUGCCUUGAAUACCUAUUUCAACCGAAGUCAAAUUAUAGAUGCUAUCAGCAAACUUCCUUAUUACCAAGGUAGUACAAAUACAGCAUCCGCCCUCGGCUUGCUCCGGAGUAGUGUUUUUACGGCUGCCUCAGGAGACCGUCCUACUGCACCAAAUAUAGCUAUCGUUAUUACUGACGGUCAGUCUAACGAUCCAUCGUCAACUGCUGCUCAAGCAAAAGCUUUAAGACAGACUGGAACGAUAUUAUUUUCUAUUGGUGUUGGAUCUGGAGUCAACGCAAGGGAACUAAACAACAUGGCUAGUGACCCUGACAAGGAUCAUGUCUUUACUGUCUCAGACUUUUCGGCCUUUGGUAGCAUCCAAAAAGAACUGGCGAUAAAAGCAUGUGAAGCGCAAAAAUAUACUCCAUUGCCACCAACUAAAUCACCCGUUGUCUGCAAUCGCACGAUGGCUGAUAUAAUAUUUGCACUGGACACUUCGGCAAGUGUGGAUGAACAUAGCUACAAGUUAAUGCUAACUUUUGUUCAUCGUAUGGUACAAUCCUUCGACAUAGGUAAAGAUGAUGUCAGAGUAGGACUGGUCACUUUUUCUGAUAACUCUGUACUUGAAUUCCAUUUGAACAAAUAUUUCAACGCAUCAGAGUUGGACAAAGCUAUAUCGAACGUCAAGUACAAAGCUGGCUCUACGAAUACUGCAGACGCUCUCAGAUACAUUAGAACAAUUAGUCUUUUACCGCAAAACGGUAAUCGACCAAAUAUUCCCAACAUCGUUAUCGUCCUCACGGAUGGCAAGUCAAACGUUCCGGCAUCAACAACUGCUGAAGCUAUGAAGCUGAAGAAGUUGGCCACUGUUUUCUCUAUUGGUAUUGGUUCCCAAGCAUUCUAUCGAGAACUGAAAGAUAUUUCAACAGAUCCAGACGCCGAUCAUGUUUUCACAGUUAGCAACUUCAAAGCUUUGGAGAAAAUCAGGGCCACGCUUGCUGUAAGAACUUGUGAAGUUGGUAAAAAUAAAACCGAACCAGAAAUCCGAAAAUGUCCUGCACAGGCUGAUAUCGUCUUCAUUUUGGAUAGUUCCGGGAGUGUGGGUAGCGCUAACUUCCAAAAAAUGCUCCGCUUUGUAGAGACUGUAUCGAAAAGCUUUAAUAUCGGCCCCGAUGAAGUACAGAUUGGUGUCGACACAUUUGACAGCGGAAGUCGAACUGAGUUCAACAUGAAUAAACAUAAAGACCAACAGAGCUUAUUAAAGGCAGUCGGCAAGAUUCCAACCAGAAGCGGUAUGACACAUAUGGGAGAAGCUCUGAAACGUCUUCGAGAAACUAGCAUGUCUAAGGCGGCUGGAAUGAGAUCAAAUGUAAGCCACAUAGCGAUUAUGAUCACUGAUGGUAGACCCAAUGGUAGACUGAAUGUGGUCCAAGAAGCGAAAAAAGUAAAGGAUUCUGGUACAAAACUGUUCACCAUUGGUAUUGGACCCAGUGUUGACUAUAACCAACUGAAUGUCAUUGCUAGUAAACCAACUAAACAGUUUGUCUUCAAAGCAGAUAACUUCGACUCACUCAAAUCUAUAGCCUCUAUGUUGUCACGCCAAUCAUGUAACGGUAAGCCAAAAGCCUUUAGACAUUAA